This is a messenger RNA of Rhizopus microsporus ATCC 52813, 1034 nucleotides long. RefSeq lists its product as uncharacterized. The transcript has 3 exons. Lineage: Eukaryota; Fungi; Mucoromycota; Mucoromycetes; Mucorales; Rhizopodaceae. Bases 46 to 939 code for a protein of 297 amino acids. The record is from RefSeq and is a predicted model, not a curated record.
AUAAAAUAAAAUGCAUAAACUUUUUUUUAAAUAAAUUAGCAUUUCAUGGACAAGACUACGCAAGAACAAGUACUUUUGUAUGUAGCCAAGAAUCUGGACAAUAUUCCUUUUAAGACAUUAAGGCUAGGAGAAGUCGAAUUAAGCGACAAGGAAAAGCUUGAACAAAUGAAAUCAACACUUGAAUUAGAUCCUGGGCUAUUUCUUAGCAAAUGGGGUCGCCAUUUAUCUCAAAGUACGCUUUCAUUAUUUCAAUGUCUACAAGAUGAUUACGAAGUCAACUUUUAUUUGUCUUCUCUUCUUUACAAGCAAAGUCCACCCUUAUUACCUAGAGAAAAUGCACGACAACAAAAGUCUGCUUUACACACUCUUUCACUAAACAGAAGAUAUGAAUAUCUUAAACGUCAAUUACGGCAUUCAGACUAUUUUUCUGAUGAAGCUAUGCAAUUAAGAGAACCAGAACUAUAUGAACAAUUUGUAGGAAGACAUGUACCAGCAAGUGAAAAGAACAAGCCUUUUGAAAAUGACGUUACUCUAGUCAACCGAAUUUUGAGCAAUAUUGAUCGAAAAUAUGUUAGUGAUAGGCUGGAUGAGCAGCGACAAAUUGAAGAAGAGCAAUUUGAGGAAGAAGAAGAUACAGAUGAUGAAGAUAUAAAAAUGAAAGAUAUUCAAGAAGCACCUAGUAGUAUAGCUUCUGAAAGAACAGGCGAGGCAGACGAUGGGAAUAUUGAAGAGGUGGAGGAUGAAGAUAUUGAAGCUGUGAUGCAAUAUAGGGAAGAGCAAAGACAGGAGCUUAUAAGAUUACUAGAAGAGAAGUUUUUGGCAGGGAAAGAUGAUUUUGACUACACAGCAGUUGAUUAUAAUGAAGAAUAUGAUGACCUUGACCAGCAAGAAAGAGAUAUCCAAGACAAGUAUUUUGAUGAAGAUGACAAUCUUGAUUAAAAAGAAAGCAUAAUUAAAACCAAUAAAGACCUUAGAUGAAGGUGGUAUAUAAAAGAUUUAUUUAAAAACAAAAUUAAAGAAAUAUAUAAUUUUUG